GAGACAAUUUCACAAAAUAAGAAGAUGGCGAUGAUUAAAAAUUUCCGAGUUUUUCAUAAGCUAGAACCUCCCCCAUAUAGCAUCAUUCUUGAAAACAGAAAUAAUGAGGACACCUUGAUGUUUGAAUCUAACGCAUUAGCUGUUUUAUCUGCUGCUGAAACAGAAGCCAUUAAAAAGCAGUAUGUGAAGAUAUUGGAUGCAUAUGGAUGCUUGGGCGUUCUCAACUUCAAUCUAGGACAAGAAUGUGUAUCAUAUUUGGUUUUAGUGACUGGUUGUUUAUCUGUUGGUAAAAUUGGAGAAUCUGACAUUUUCAAAAUCACUACAACUCAGUUUGUGUCUCUACGAAAUAAUCCAGGCGACGAGGAAAGGAUACAGGAAAUUAAAAAGCUGAUGAACUCUGGGACAUUUUACUUUUCAUGGUCAAACUCUGGAAUACCAUGGGACCUUACACUCUGUGCUCAAAGAAAAUUACAGGAACAUGAAACGGAUAACAGAUUCUUUUGGAAUCGUAUGUUACAUGUACAUUUCCAAAGAUUUAAUGUUGACUGUGAUCAAUGGUUGUUUAAAGUAAUAUGUGGAGGUGUAGAAAUCAGAACAAUUUAUGCCUCUCAUAGACAAGCAAAGGCCUGUCUCAUAUCCCGUCUAAGUUGUGAAAGGGCAGGAACCAGAUUUAAUGUAAGAGGAGCAAAUGAUGAUGGAAAUGUGGCCAAUUUUGUGGAAACAGAACAAGUUAUAUUUCUUGAUGGACAGAUUUCAUCGUUUAUACAAACAAGGGGUUCUGUCCCCUUAUUUUGGGAACAACCAGGCAUUCAGGUUGGCUCUCACAAAGUUCGAAUGUCAAGAGGUCAUGAAGCUUCAGCUCCAGCAUUUGAGCGCCAUCUGGUGACAAUAAAGCAGUUAUAUGGAGAGCAAGUCAUUAUAAAUCUGCUGGGCAGAAAAGAAGGGGAACAUAUGUUAAGUCAAGCUUUCCAGUCUCAUCAUAAAGCCUCACAGUAUGGUAAAGACAAACCACUGAUUAAUUUUGACUAUCACUCAGAAUGCAGAGGUGGAAAUCUGAAAAACCUUAGCAAAUUGAGAGACAGAAUAAAAAAACAACUCGAUAGUUUUGAGUUCUUCUAUGUUGAAAAUGACGAAUCAAAAAAAUUUCAGACUGGAACAAUGAGAACCAAUUGUUUAGAUUGUUUAGACAGAACUAAUGCUACACAGUCUAUGAUUGGUGCAGAGAUUUUACCAAAGCAGUUAGAAUGUCUUGGAUUAUAUAACAAACCACAGAUGAUAUCCAGGUUUGAGGAGAUUUACAAACAGAUCUGGACACUUAAUGGGGACCAUUGCAGUAGAAUCUACGCUGGGACGGGGGCUUUAGGAGGAGGGAGAUCAAAGUAUUCUGAUGCAACCAGGUCAGCAUCUAGAACAAUACAGAACAACUUCUUAGACAGCAGUAAACAAGAGGCAAUAGACAUGUUGUUGUUAGGCAGUACAUUACGUGGAGAUCUAGCUGAUAAAGUUAGAGCAUUGUUAUCUACCAGAGUAUUACAUGCCCAAGCGCCUAUUCUCCAUACAAUGAUCCAGAGACAUCCAGAAUAUACUCAAAAGAACCCACUACGUAUUUGUGUUGGGACAUGGAAUGUUAAUGGAGGAAAACAUUUCCGUAGUAUAGCAUUCAAGCAUCAAUCCAUGACUGAUUGGUUGUUAGAUGCACCUAAGAUAUCUAAAGAAAAUGAUACAGGAGUUGUUUCCCCUGAUGCAGACCUUGACAAACCUAUAGAUGUAUUUGCCAUUGGAUUUGAGGAAAUUGUAGAUUUGAAUGCAAGUAAUAUUGUCAGUGUAAGCACAACAAAUGCAAGGGAAUGGCAAAAAUAUAUUUUAAAGGUCAUUUCUCGGGACCAUAAAUAUGUUGUGUUGACCAGUGUCCAGUUAGUAGGGGUCAUUCUGUAUGUGUUUGUCAGACCACAGUUGGCCCCAUUCAUUAGAGAUGUUGCUACAGAUUCUGCUAAGACAGGUCUAGGUGGCGCCACUGGAAACAAAGGAGGUGUGGCUAUCAGAUUUUUGGUCCAAAGUACAUCAGUGUGUUUUGUUUGUGCCCAUUUGGCUGCUGGUCAGUCACAAAUCAAUGACAGAAAUAGUGAUUACGCUGAAAUAACUCGUAAAAUUUCCUUCCCCAUGAUAUAUGGAAUACUUGAUAAGGGAAGAAGUAUAAUGUCACAUGACUAUGUUUUCUGGUGUGGAGAUUUUAACUACAGGAUAGAUCUACCUAAUGAGGAUGUUAAGAAGUUAGUACAGGAUGAGAACUGGUCAGCCCUACGAGAAUGUGAUCAACUAUUUGUUCAGAAAGAUGAAGGAAAAGUAUUUGAAGGAUUCAAUGAAGGCCAGUUGAACUUUGCCCCUACAUACAAGUAUGACCUGUUCUGUGAUGAUUAUGACACUAGUGAUAAAUGUCGAACUCCAGCAUGGACAGAUAGAGUCCUCUGGAGACGAAAUAUUUGGUGGAAAAAUGGUCCGAAUUUAUUGGAAAAAGAAGAUCCACAUGAAAAUGGUCAUCUUGUUCUUUAUAACAGAUCUGAACUGAAGACUUCAGAUCAUAGACCUGUAGUUGCUGUAAUAGAUAUUGCUAUACAAGAAGUCAUUGACAACAAGAAACAGGAUGUUCUCGAUGAGGUUAUAGGUCAACAGGGACCAUCAGAUUGCACUGCCGUUGUUUCUCUUACAGAGGGAGAGUUUGAUGAUGAUACUGUAGACAGUAUUGUAGGAACUUUAACUGAUGUAGGGGAGAUAAGUCUAGUCAGGUUUGUUGAUGAAGAUAUGUGGUUGAUAUUUACAAAUGGAAAACAUGCAAUAGAGGCUUUACAGUACAACAAUAUGGAGAUGAAUGGCAGAAAAGUCCAAGUAAAGUUAAAGACUGUGGACUGGAAACAGCAGAUAGAUAAAGAGAUGAAGCUGUGUACAAUGAACACUGGGGCCCUGUUUAACAACAUCAGUAACAGUUUACUUGGAGAAGAUUUCACAGGAUUGUAUGACUUUGAUUCUGAUGAAGAUGAAGAUGACCAGACAGACAGAUUAACAGUAUCAGAAAAUAACACUCCUAUACAUUCAGGAAGAAAUAGUCCAGCUCUUUCAGAUGAUGGUAUACUGGAUGGUGCUCCUCCCCCACCAAACAGACCUGCACCUCCUGCUAGACCAAAUGUAAACCCUGUAGCAUCAGAGGAUACUGGGUCAAAAGAGGUUCCAGCCAAACAACCUCCACAGAGACCAGCUCCUCCUGUGAAGCCCCCUCCUCCACAAAGACCAACUGGUGGUCCAAUGAAACCAGUACAACAAAGCACAGUUGCACCUUUGAAGAAGAUGCCACCAGUCAGAAAGCCAUUGGGAUCACAAUCAAUUAAAAACAUCAAAUCAAAAAAACAAGCAAAGAUUUCAUCAAUUGGACUGCCUACUAAUGUUUUACAUCACGGCCAUGCAGCAAGCAUGCAGGAAGCUCAGAAUGUCAUUGAGAAGUUGAUUAGAGGUGAAAGUGUAGAUGCUUCAUUGCCACAACCAUUAAUGCCAAAUAAUGAUGAACUACUAACUCCUUCUCAGAUACCUCAGAGUAGAACUGCUGAGACCUUGUCAUCAGUUGCAGAAUCAGCCAAUGAAGGAGCUAAUGUUCCUAAACCCAUACCAAGAGCAAGAAGUACGGGAAAUAUUACAGGGACUAUCAAUCCUGUUCCUGUACCACGAUCACGUGAUAGUCCUACUGAAGAAAGAAAACCUAUCCCAAGAUUAAGAGAUAGUCCAACCGAUGAUUCAAGUAUACCUGCAUCUCGACCAAGACCUGCACCAAGAAGAGAAGUUCAAAGUGCAUUUGUACCAUCAACAAACUCAAAUGACAUUUAUUCAGGUCAAGUUAUGUCUGGUUUGAACCAGAAUGAACAGAAUAUAUCUAGUCAACCAAAUUCUAUUUUAGAUGCACCAAUAUCACCUUUUACUAAACCAAAGGCUGAUCCAUUUGAUACAAGUAAUGUACAAGCAAAGUUUAUUAAUCCUUUAUACAAUAUACCAGCAUCAAACUUUGUAGAUAAUUCUAGUCAACAAAAUGGAAAUGUUGAAAUGAGGGAUCCAAGUUUUCCAGAACCAAUGUUUAGUCCUCCAAGUAUGCCCCCUCCAGCACCUGAAUCUCCACCCCCAUCACCGCCAGUAACACACAAUUCUUCAGGGGACCUUAAUGAAUCACCUAGGCUUAAUGAUCAAAAUCCCCCAUCUCAUCCCCCACCAAACUUGCCCCCUCCACCACCCCCACGCCCUGUAGAUGGAGCUCCAACAAAUCUUCCUCCUGUCCCCUCUAGACCUGCUGUCCCAUCUCGACCCCCAUCUAGUAUACCAAAUAAUCUCCCCCCUGUCCCAAGUAGAAGUUUACCUCCUGUACCACCUAGAAAUUAAAUAGAUAACUGGAUAUUUAUGCAGUGUAUGGUAUUUUCCCUGAAAUUAUCGUCGUAGUUGUUAUGCAUGACAUAAUCAAAAACUGUAAGAUAAAUAUUUUCACAGAUGAUUUAAAAUACGUCUUUUGCACUAUGUGCACUUAGAAAUUAGUUGUUUUGUAAUUUAUUUGAUUUAGAUUCAGCUACACAGCAUUUCAACAAAAUUUGUCACUUUAUUCUGUUUAUUAACAUUACCUAUCUUUGCAUGGCAACUAUAAUGUGUUUUGACAAGAAUAAUACCAACCAUACUGUAUGUUAAAAAGCAAUAAAUCUAAGUAUUAAACAUAUGAUUUCAUAAGGAAAGGUUGUAUCUCCUUUUAUUAUUAUUUAUUAAUUGUGCAAUUUUACAUGCUAUAUGUGGGAGUUAUUAAGAACAUUUUAUCAUAUAUUAAAUUAGCUGCGGAACCGUAGCUCAUAGGUCCUUAUGUUAUUUUUUAUUACUACAUGUAUUUGCGGACCAUAUGGUCCAUACUGUUCCGCAGCUAAUAUUCAAAAGAAUCAGAUUUAAUGUAUUUUUUCACAUGACCAUAAAUUUAAGAUUAACGAAAGGUCAGUAAGAUAUGUUAGUUACUUGUCCUUUUAUUGUGAUUCCUAUAUUUGUAGUGCCAAAGAAUUGUUUUCAGUUAAUUUUACUUUAAGAUGUAAAAUAAUGGUUCUUUGAUCUUUGUUGCAUCCCUAACUGGGACCAGGUUUUUUUCAGUUCAUCCAAAAAAAAAUCAUGUUGCUUAAGUCUUAAAUCUUAGAUCUAAAAUAUGUUCAUAAAGAAGCUUGACAAUUAGAUUUAUGCAUUUAUAAAGUCAUUUCUUAUGUCUCUGAUAAAUGUUUAUCUCGUUUGUUUAUUCUAAAUCUUCUUAUUUUGUAUGGAACAAAAAAUUAUAAUUUACGUUCAAUAAAAAUUUGAUAUGAAAUAUAAUACAGUAUGUGGUUAAUAAAACACACAUACUUUGAAGGAUAAAGAAAUAAUCUAUUUUAAAUGCCAUAUUAUUUUUUAAAAAAUAAUGCUUCCCUGUUUUACAAAAAAAAUCAAACAAAAUAUUGAAUAAAAGAAGGAUUUGUUUUUUCUGAUGAAUACACUAUUUAUAUUUUUGGUACCAAAAUAGGAUAAAAGUUUUCAAUGAUUGCACAUAAGAAUGUAAAAAAUAUUAAAUUUUGUUUUUACCUGACAAAACAUUGAGAUUUUUUUCAAACAUGCAAGUUUCUUUUGUUUUUUUGACAAGCAAAUAUGAUAGAAAUUAUUUUUUCUGAUAAGCACUCACAUUUUGAAAAUUGAAAAUAGAAAGGGGGAAUGUGUCAAAGAGAUAACUAUCUGACCAAAGAGCAGAAUGUAUAUUUAUGUAUAUGUUCUACUUCUCCUUGCAUUCACACAGUUUUCUAAAGAAGAGAAAUCUUCUAUUUUAUUAAAACAUUACAUAAGACAUGAAAAUGGACCAACAGUCUUUCCUUUGUCUUUUAUACUCAAUAUCUGUCUGUCAAAAUAGUUUGAGAUUUGACACAAACAUUGAAUCUAUUGUACAUUUUAGUGUAGAAGUAUGUUUGUAUACAUACAGGUAUAUUUAAGUUAUUGUUGCUAGUGCUAUAAGUGUGCAUAAUGAUAAUUCUGUGCAAUAAAUUUUAUUUACAUUGUAUUUAAUACAUAGUACAUGUAUAUUUAGGGAGAAUAUUUGACAUUUAUGCAUGCAAAAAAUUAAUAUUUCUUAGGUACUGAAAAUUUAGAAAUUAUUGCAUGCAUUUAUUAUUGCAAUUUUGUCAUUACUAAAAUGUGAUUUCAAUUUUUGAAUUUUAAGGAUAAAUCUUGUUUAAAUCAAAUAAAAGAUUUCAAAAUGAGAGUUAAAAAAUGCGAUUAUAACCAUGUCACAUUUUUCGCAAUAACAAAAACUUUGCAAUAAUUUCUGAAUUUACAGUAAAUAGUCCUUGAGAAAGAAUUGACAUUCACAGAUUUUCAAAGAUUAUCAGAUACUUUGAUGUAAUUUUCUUUUUGGAACAUAUACAACAUGAAAUUUGAGUUUUAGAGGAGAAAAGACAGAACCAUGACUAUGAGCAAAAUACUUUAGAUAAGAUGAGGAAGUUUACAAAACAUUGUUAUUGGUAGAAGUUGUUAUAUUAUACAUUCCAAGUUAGAUCACGCUAGGUCUUGGUUUCUGUGUUGCUGUUGUUACAUAUUUGAUAUACAUUUUUAGAAUAAACUGUGAUAUGUGUUAUUGUUUU
Mytilus trossulus (common blue mussel) is the source of this 6656-nucleotide messenger RNA. Its product is annotated as synaptojanin-1-like. Gene Ontology annotation, molecular function: phosphatidylinositol-4,5-bisphosphate 5-phosphatase activity; nucleic acid binding. The record is from RefSeq and is a predicted model, not a curated record. NCBI's taxonomy places the organism in Eukaryota, Metazoa, Mollusca, Bivalvia, Mytilida, Mytilidae. Bases 25 to 4413 code for a protein of 1462 amino acids. Gene Ontology annotation, biological process: synaptic vesicle endocytosis; phosphatidylinositol dephosphorylation. The transcript is spliced from 27 exons.